Molecule: messenger RNA, 2868 nt
Organism: Electrophorus electricus (electric eel)
Lineage: Eukaryota; Metazoa; Chordata; Actinopteri; Gymnotiformes; Gymnotidae
Gene: srp54
Product: signal recognition particle 54
Biological process (GO): SRP-dependent cotranslational protein targeting to membrane; SRP-dependent cotranslational protein targeting to membrane, translocation
Cellular component (GO): cytosol; signal recognition particle, endoplasmic reticulum targeting
Molecular function (GO): endoplasmic reticulum signal sequence receptor activity; GTPase activity; GTP binding
Source: RefSeq, a predicted model, not a curated record
UUAAGAUGAUAUUGGCCAAUGUUCAGUACCGGACUGAACGAUGAGGAACAACUGGUCCCAGAUCAGUAUUAAUGUCAAAUUCGGCGAUAUAACCGGAAGUACAAUGGUUUUAUGGGAGUUUUCUGUGUUCGAUGACGUUUUGUUUCUUAGUACCGAAACAGCUGGGUCGAAGGUCAGUUGGCAUCAUCGUGAAUUAUUCGCCGUCUUAACUGGGACAUUUACACCUAGCCGUUUUCGGGGGGAACCCCCACCUUACUGAAGAGGUCGCAUUUACCGAAUACGUCGCCACCUCUUAAAACGCAAAAAUGGUGUUAGCCGACCUGGGGAGGAAAAUAACCUCGGCCCUGCGAUCUCUCAGCAAUGCCACAAUUAUCAACGAGGAGGUUUUAAAUGCUAUGCUAAAGGAGGUUUGUGCCGCCUUGCUUGAAGCAGAUGUCAACAUCAAAUUGGUAAAGCAACUCCGAGAGAAUGUCAAGGCAGCUAUUGAUCUGGAGGAGAUGGCUUCUGGGCUAAAUAAGAGGAGAAUGAUCCAACACGCUGUUUUCAAGGAGCUUGUCAAGCUGGUGGACCCUGGUGUAAAAGCAUGGACACCCACAAAAGGAAAAAAUAAUGUCAUCAUGUUUGUGGGCCUUCAGGGCAGUGGGAAAACCACAACAUGUUCUAAGUUGGCAUACUACUACCAAAGAAAAGGAUGGAAAACAUGUUUGAUAUGUGCUGACACGUUCAGAGCAGGUGCCUUUGAUCAACUGAAGCAAAAUGCCACAAAAGCCAGAAUUCCCUUUUAUGGAAGUUACACAGAGAUGGAUCCAGUCAUCAUUGCUUCUGAGGGUGUUGAAAAAUUCAAGUCAGAAAACUUUGAAAUAAUUAUAGUUGACACUAGUGGUCGGCAUAAACAAGAAGACUCCCUGUUUGAAGAAAUGCUUCAGGUUUCAAAUGCUGUGCAACCUGACAACAUUGUGUACGUAAUGGAUGCCUCCAUUGGCCAGGCUUGUGAAGCUCAGGCUAAGGCCUUCAAGGAUAAGGUAGAUGUGGCUUCUGUCAUUGUUACCAAGCUUGACGGCCAUGCCAAAGGUGGCGGUGCUCUCAGUGCAGUUGCUGCCACAAAGAGCCCUAUCAUUUUCAUCGGCACAGGGGAGCACAUUGAUGACUUUGAACCUUUUAAAACCCAGCCAUUCAUAAGCAAACUGCUAGGUAUGGGAGACAUCGAGGGAUUGAUUGACAAGGUGAAUGAACUCAAGCUUGAUGAUAAUGAGGAGCUGAUUGAUAAGCUGAAACAUGGCCAGUUCACACUCAGAGACAUGUAUGAACAGUUUCAGAACAUCAUGAAAAUGGGACCUUUUGGGCAAAUCAUGGGUAUGAUCCCAGGCUUUGGAACAGACUUCAUGAGCAAAGGCAAUGAGCAGGAGUCCAUGGCCAGGCUAAAGAAACUCAUGACAAUAAUGGACAGUAUGAAUGACCAAGAACUGGACAGCAAAGAUGGUGCUAAGCUCUUCAGUAAGCAGCCUAACCGUGUUCAGAGGGUGGCACGGGGCUCUGGCGUAGCCACCAGGGACGUGCAGGAGCUGCUCGCCCAGUACACAAAGUUUGCUCAGAUGGUCAAGAAAAUGGGUGGAAUAAAAGGCUUGUUCAAAGGAGGGGACAUGUCCAAAAAUGUCAACCCGUCACAGAUGGCAAAGUUGAACCAGCAGAUGGCGAAGAUGAUGGACCCAAGAGUGCUUCACCACAUGGGUGGCAUGGCUGGACUACAGUCCAUGAUGCGGCAGUUUCAGCAAGGAGCCACUGGCAACAUGAAGGGAAUGAUGGGAUUCAACAACAUGUGACCCUCCAAGCCUUAAACAUGAAAAACUGUUUGAUGGCUUUAAAGAACGAAAAUACCUGAGCAGAGGAAGAUUGUGUUCUGCCUCAAAAUAAUACAGUAAUUGAUUAAACCAUGUAAAAUAUUCAGAGGCUUAUGUAUUUAUAAAGCCUAGUUUGUUUUUUUUCUGUAGAAGACAUUGGCUAAUCAGACUGUUUAACUGGAACGUUUGAUCAGUGGGAAAUGUCAUUUUAAAAUGUUAGGCUACAUUUAAAGCCAACAGUUUUUGUUGUGUAAAUCAGGAUUUUUUUUUUCCCCAGUUAUUGUGCUUGAAAGCAAGCUGUCAGCACGCAGCAGUUUGCUAAAUGGAAGCAUUUGUAUGUUAAUGUGGUCUAAAUUUUAAUUGGCAAAAUUUAGUUCCCUGUCAUUUUUAGGCUUUGAGAAGGUGAAAUGUGUGUAGGAGGUUGUUCUAAUUUUAACAGCUUGGUUGUCUAAUCAAGCAUUGGUUUGUCCUGUACAGGCAUGGAGAGAAAGUCAAAUCAAGCUGAAGAACUCAAAACUUAAUUUCAACCAGGGUGUUUUGGCCCACAGACCUUCAUUGGGACAUCAUGAGCUCCAAUGAAGGCCAGUGUGCCGAAAUGCAUUGGUGGAGAUAAAAUUUUGAUUUCUCCUGUUAACAAGUGUUGCUGGUUUGACUAAUUUCAAUUUUUCUGCAAGCACUUUGUUGAACAAGCACCUUGUGGGACAGUGAAGGUGCAUCAGACCAACUACUAAUACUACAUGUCAUCCUUUUGCAAAACAUUGCCAGCCAUUGGCAAGUUGCUUUCACCAAAUACUAAUCCAAUGUGAGGAAUACAGACAGGCCCGCUGAUCUUUUACCUCGGUUGUGAUGAUGCUUACAGUUAGGAAAGCUACAUGGUCAUGGUUUGUCCGUUUCCUUUUUUUUCCCCUCAGUUUGCCAUAGAAAAAAAAGCUUUGGCUUUGUAGCUGAGACAAAAAGACAGUAGUGGCAGAUUAGUAUGUGGCAAUAUUUUUGUCAUAAUAUUAUAAUAAAUUUAUAUAGCAAGAUUUUA